Messenger RNA from Euleptes europaea (tarantolino), 2187 nucleotides. RefSeq names its product phosphatidylinositol-4-phosphate 5-kinase type 1 gamma (gene PIP5K1C). Gene Ontology annotation, biological process: phosphatidylinositol metabolic process. Lineage: Eukaryota; Metazoa; Chordata; Lepidosauria; Squamata; Sphaerodactylidae. The transcript has 19 exons. The coding region runs from base 1 to 2187 and encodes 728 amino acids. The record is from RefSeq and is a predicted model, not a curated record. Gene Ontology annotation, molecular function: phosphatidylinositol kinase activity.
AUGGAGCUGGAGGCGCCGGACGACGCGGGCAGCGCCGGCGGGGCCGAGGCGGGGGCCGGAGCCGUCACCCCGGAGGCGGCGUGGGGGGCCCUGGAGCCGGCUGGAGGACUGGGACCUAAGAAAAUGGUUCUGACGGAGGGGACCUUUACCUUUUACACCUCGAAACCUUUCCUUUCUCAGGCACCGUUCCUGACGGGGCAGCCGGGGGUCGGCCAGGGGAAGAAGAUAGGCCACCGGGGAGUGGACGCCUCAGGGGAGACGACGUACAAGAAGACCACCUCGUCCACGCUCAAAGGGGCCAUCCAGCUCGGCAUUGGCUACACCGUGGGGAACUUGAGUUCCAAGCCGGAAAGAGAUGUCUUGAUGCAGGAUUUUUACGUAGUGGAGAGCAUUUUCUUUCCCAGCGAAGGCAGCAACCUCACGCCCGCCCAUCACUAUCCUGACUUCCGGUUCAAAACCUAUGCGCCCGUGGCUUUUCGCUAUUUCCGAGAGCUUUUCGGCAUUCGCCCAGAUGAUUAUUUGUAUUCCUUAUGCAACGAACCUUUGAUCGAACUGUCCAACCCUGGGGCCAGCGGAUCCCUCUUCUACGUCACCAGCGAUGACGAGUUCAUCAUCAAGACCGUUAUGCAUAAAGAGGCGGAGUUCCUUCAGAAGCUUCUCCCAGGAUACUACAUGAACUUGAACCAGAACCCACGGACUCUACUGCCCAAGUUCUACGGUCUCUACUGCGUCCAGUCUGGAGGCAAGAACAUCCGGGUCGUGGUGAUGAACAACAUCCUGCCCCGGGUGGUGAAGAUGCACCUGAAGUACGACCUGAAGGGCUCCACAUACAAGCGCCGCGCAUCCAAGAAGGAGAAGGAGAAGUCGAGUCCCACCUACAAGGACCUGGACUUCAUGCAGGACUUGCCGGAAGGCAUCAUGCUGGACACGGACACCUUCAGCGCUGUGGUGAAAACCCUGCAGAGGGACUGCUUGGUGCUUGAAAGCUUCAAAAUCAUGGACUACAGCCUGCUACUGGGGGUCCAUAAUAUCGACCAGCAGGAGCGGGAACGGCAGACUGACGGAGCCCAGAGCGUGUCCGACGAGAAGCGGCCGGUGGGCCAGAAGGCUCUCUACUCCACGGCCAUGGAGUCUAUCCAGGGCGGGGCGGCCCGGGGGGAGUCCAUCGAGACAGACGACACGAUGGGUGGCAUUCCAGCCGUGAACGGCAAAGGGGAGCGCUUGCUGCUGCACGUGGGCAUCAUAGACAUCCUCCAGUCCUACAGGUUCAUCAAGAAGCUGGAACAUACGUGGAAGGCGCUGGUUCACGACGGGGACACGGUGUCGGUUCACAGGCCCAGCUUCUACGCGGAGAGGUUCUUCAAGUUCAUGACCAACACUGUGUUCCGGAAGAGUUCCUCUCUGAAAUCAUCUCCCUCCAAGAAAGGACGCGGGGCCUUGUUAGCCAUCAAGUCGCCCGGCCCAAUGGCUGCCUUCUCCGCCAGCCAGAUCCCCCUGGAGAAGGACGAGGCCCCGUAUGACCUCCGCGGGGCCCGGAGUUACCCGACUUUGGAGGAUGAAGGCCGACCAGACCUGCUUCCUUGCACCCCUCCGUCUUUCGAAGAAGCAACCACUGCCUCCAUAGCCACCACGCUCUCGUCAACGUCUCUUUCUGUCCCCGAGCGAUCUCCUUCCGAGUCCUCGGAGCAGCCCAGGUAUAGGCGACGUACGCAGUCCUCGGGACAGGAGGGAAGGUCUCGCGAAGAGGUCCGGGUCGAAGACGAUCUCCAGCAGAUCACAGUGGAGCUGAAGCCCAAGUGUGACAUCGAGAUCGUGUUCCCCUGUGGAGCCGAUGUGGGCACAGAGGCCGAUGCUGCUGCAGCGGCAGCUUCUAUCGAGGUGGAGACGGCCAGCCAAGCCUCCGAGCCGGCCAGCCAGCCCUCGGACGAGGAGGACCUCCCAGUCCCAGAUAUCUAUUUUUUCACAGAUGGAAGGUAUUGGAUUUACUCUCCCCGCCUGCGCAGGCUCCGAGCCGCCUCAUUUUCCUCUGGGAGCCCGACAGACGAGAGGAGCUGGGUAUAUUCUCCUCUCCAUUAUAGCCCUCAAGUCCACUCAGUCUCCGAUGAGGAGAGUGAUACAGAAUUACGGGGGUCAGAAAAGGGGGCCUUGGCAGACUUCAGCCCCAGCAUGGCUUCCUCUGGGAACUGA